GACUGGCGCUGCGCACGCGCAGUGUCGAGCAGCAGCGCCGGAGCCGCACGAGUGGAAACCAGGAGGAGGAAACAAAAAAGUGGAGAGAUAUAAAGAAAUAAAGUUGAUACAACACAGAAUUCCAGCGGAGAGAAGGGCGACGGAGCCGCUAUGAACCAGCUGGAGUGUACAAGAGAGGAGGAGGACCAGGGGGAGUUGGAGUGUCACCAUGACAACAGUGACGGGACCAACAUCAACAACAACAACAACCAACGCAAGACCGUGUGUCCAGGUGUAGGUGAACACCCUCUUCAGUAUAACUACACCUUCUGGUUCAGCAGACGAACUCCGACUCGUCCUGCGAGUUCUCAGAGCUACGAACAGAACAUCAGACAGAUCGGCAUUGUAGCGUCGGUGGAGCAGUUUUGGAAGUUUUACAGUCACCUGGUGCGCCCAGGUGAUCUGAGCGGACACAGUGACUUCCACCUGUUCAAGGAGGGAAUCAAACCCAUGUGGGAGGACGAUUUUAACCGCAGCGGGGGGAAGUGGAUCAUUCGUCUCCGCAAAGGUCUGGCGAGUCGUUUCUGGGAGAACAUCAUCCUCGCCAUGGUGGGGGAACAAUUCAUGGUUGGGGAGGAGAUCUGUGGAGCUGUGGUCUCUAUACGCUUCCAGGAGGACAUCUUAUCCAUCUGGAACAAAACGUCCAAUGAUCAGACGACGACGUCGAGAAUCCGAGACACACUGAGACGAGUCCUGAACCUUCCAGCAAAUACCAUCAUGGAGUACAAGACGCACAACGACAGCCUCAGGCUGUGUGUGUUUCAGGGACAACUCGAGCUUCAGAAACACAAAGAUUUCUCUCUGAAGACGCGGAGGUCGUCUGACCAAUCGGGACGCGGAUCACCACCAUCUCACCCUGCUCUCUCAUUGUACAGUUGAGGUGUGUGUGUGUGUGUGUGUGUGUGUGUGUGUGUGUGUGUGUGUGUGUGUGUGUGUGUGUGUGUGUGUGUGUGUGUGUGUGUGUGUGUGUGUGUGUGUGUGUGUGAAGAUUUAUCUGUUUUUGGUGGGAACUUACAAACUGAACUGUUCGGACCAAUGUACAAUGAAGAGAUCAAAGACUUGACAAAUGACUGGGGGGGGCAACUUAAUUUUUUUUGGUGCCAGGUCUCCAUGGCAACAUGUUCUCAAAUCAUACACAAGCCAGGAAAUUGUAACGUCAGACAAAUGAAAAGGGCACCACCUUGUGGCGCCUUUUUGGCAUUACAGCAUUCAGCCGACACUCGUCUGUUACAGAUGACCUCGGCUCUUGUUUACAAGACCAGAGGUUGAACACGUAGCGUGACAGUGAAAUCUUAAAAACAGUAGAUGAGUGAGAACAUUCUGCUCUUAGUUUACUGUCAACAUGAGGGAAAUUUUGGCUCAACUGUUAAAAGUGAUUAUGUCUAAAGCUAAAUUUCGUGACAUUGAACUCAUUCCCCACUGUCUGACUUUAUCAGAGGUAAUGUGCUAGUCUGAAAAAAUAAAAAAAAUAUGAUGCUUAA
Messenger RNA from Scophthalmus maximus (turbot), 1520 nucleotides. It is a transcript of the gene eif4e2rs1, whose product is annotated as eukaryotic translation initiation factor 4E family member 2 related sequence 1. NCBI's taxonomy places the organism in Eukaryota, Metazoa, Chordata, Actinopteri, Pleuronectiformes, Scophthalmidae. Gene Ontology annotation, biological process: translational initiation. The transcript has 7 exons. Bases 151 to 918 code for a protein of 255 amino acids. Gene Ontology annotation, molecular function: RNA 7-methylguanosine cap binding; translation initiation factor activity. Gene Ontology annotation, cellular component: eukaryotic translation initiation factor 4F complex; cytoplasm. The record is from RefSeq and is a predicted model, not a curated record.